Molecule: messenger RNA, 2339 nt
Organism: Epinephelus moara (kelp grouper)
Lineage: Eukaryota; Metazoa; Chordata; Actinopteri; Perciformes; Serranidae
Gene: crym
Product: crystallin, mu
Exons: 8
Coding region: 130-1077 (315 amino acids)
Biological process (GO): thyroid hormone metabolic process
Cellular component (GO): cytoplasm
Molecular function (GO): thyroid hormone binding
Source: RefSeq, a predicted model, not a curated record
GUCUUCUCGUGUCUCGUCCCACUUUUACUACAGUGUUAUAGGAGCCUUAUUGCAGCUCUUGAACGCAGCUCGGCAGGCUGAACUUUGGACCAAAAUCGCGUCCAUUAACUUAUCUGACUCGCAGGAGCCAUGGCCGCCCCCCCAGUUGUUAUCUGGGAGCAGGAGGUGCAGCCCCUGCUGCGGUACAAAGAGUUGAUCCCUCGUCUGGAGGAAGCUUUGGGAAAGUUCUCCAGACGAGACAGCGCGGAGGUGAUCCAGCCUGUGCGCACCACCGUGCCUCUGCAGAAACACAGCGGCUUCCUGGGACUGAUGCCCACGUACAUGCAGAAUGACGGAGUCCUGUGCACAAAGUUGGUGUGUUUCUACAAGAGGGAGGAAGGCUCAACUUUACCGGCCACGCAAGCCGCGGUGGUGCUGCUGGACCCGGAGUAUGGGAACGUCAAGGCUGUCAUUGACGGAGAGGUGAUAACAUGCAUGAGGACAGCUGCUGUCUCUGCCAUUUCUGCUAAGCUGCUGAUGAGCCCUGAAGCAAAGGUGUUGGCCAUCUUGGGAUCUGGCAAACAAGCUUUGAGUCAUUACAAUGUCUUUACAGAGAUGUUUUCAUUCAAAGAGGUGCGUGUGUGGAGUCGCACAAGACAGGGAGUGGAGAGGUUUUCCCAAUCUGUCAGUGGUCCGGUGACGGCAUGUGUCUCAGUGGAGGAGGCAGUGAAGGGAGCAGACGUCAUAGUGACGGUAACCGGAUGUACAGAGCCAGUGCUCUUUGGUCAGUGGGUCAAACCAGGAGCCCAUGUGGCAGCAGUGGGAGCUUGCAGGCCAAACUGGCGGGAGCUGGACGACGUGUUGAUGAAGGAGGCGGUGGUGUACGCUGACAGCAGGGAGGGUGCAAUGACUGAGUCCGGUGAUGUCAUCCUCUCUGGAGCUGAGGUGUUUGCAGAGCUGGGAGACAUUAUUAAUGGGACAAAACCUGCCCACAGAGGGAAGACAACCGUGUUUAAAUCCCUCGGGAUGGGAGUUCAAGAUGCUGUGUCUGCUAAGCUGGUAUUUGACCAAUGGAAAGCCAAAGCCAGCCAAUCAUGAAGUCGCCAUCUAUUUCAGUCCUGACCUCUUUAUUUACUGCACACUAACUGAUCGAAAUUAGGCAGUACAAGACAGGACAAUGAAAAAAAAACACAGCCGUAUAACCUGUGUGUAUACUCGGGGAUUCAUGAAUAAUUCUUCUUCUGAUAACCAGAUUAACGUGCCAAACAUAUGCAUACCAAUCUUGCCAUAGAGCUUGAUAUUUCCUGCUGAAAUGAUUAGUUGACUAAUCAUAGUUUGCAGAAAAUUCAUCUUUGAAUACUGAUUAGCUGAAGCACUUUAUCAAGCAAUUUGUUACAGCCUGACAGAGGCUGUUCCUAUCAGGCACAGCAGUGCUUUGAGCUAAAUGGUAACGUUACAGUGCUAAUGCUGCAUUCAUUGAUCCCAUUUGUCAAGUUGGGAAAUGUUUUUUCUGACUUCCGUGUGUUAAUUAGCUUGAAGCAGCCCCCCAGGAACACUGUUUAUCCUUGCUUUCAAUUUUUCCCGGUGGCCCCUGUGGAGUCGAGGUGAAAAAAAUCCCUUGUGGCCCAAAAAGAAUUUUCUCCAUGACUACCAUUAUAAAAGAGAUGUCUGUAAAAUUGUUGACAGGACACCUCAAACUGCAAACAAGGUCAAUUAUGACUCUUUAUGUAAUUUCUUUUUAUAUCCAUGGAGGUUUUAUAUUUGUAAAACAUUCCUUGAGCCGAGAAAAAAUGUGUGAUUUGUGAAGUUUAUGAGCUGAGUAGGAACUUGCGGGCGGAGCCAGCAGGUAAAACACUACUGCACAUAUUCAGUGGGCUGCAUACAGUGGAAGUAAAGCUGGAAGCUAGAAACGUUUUUGGCCUUUGUGCCAGGCGAGCACAAGUAGGUAUCAUCGACGUAUUGAGAGACCUGGGCUGCAUGCAGCCCCAACAAAACUUAGCAAAACAUGUAUGUAAACAGAUACAGUGCACUGAACAUCAUAUUGUGUUACGUGGGUGCACUGCCUAGCAGGCAUUCCUCACCUUCCUCCUCUCCCAACCAGCCACACACAUUGUAGUAUUGUAGUGAACCAUCAUUUUGUAUCGACUGCCAGUUUUGUUGCUCACACUUUUCUCCUGUUUAUUAAGUUAGGGAGGUAAGCUUUUUGUCAUUUGUGUCUUAUUUUUUGAUUAGGUUAUUUACUUACUCCCUUGACAGGAUUGUUUUGUUUGUUAUUUUGGCUUUAGUCCACCCUGACGUUAUUAUUUACCUCAAUUCUGUCAUUUAAUUAUUGUAAUAAAUUCACACUAUUGAUCAUUCCA